AUGAAGAUGUUGAGAUCAGACUCCAGGGCCAAAGGUCAAGUGGUAAACUGUGUGUUGUGUGCUGUUGGAGUGGAGACGCUGCAGCAGGGGGACUUCCACAGCUUGGCCGUGUACCUGCUAGUGUCGUCUGCGGGCGUCAUGCUGCUGGAGGGGGCCUACUUCCUGGAUGCCCUGCUCGUCAUGUGCCUGCCUUGUCCUCCAGGCCUGCAGUUGUUGGUGUUGUGGGGGAAGAUGGCUCAUCUCGGCGGCUUCCAGAAGUUCCUGUAUUACUCCAUCAUGUCCGUGGUGUGUUUCCUGCACCCCGUGUUGGUUUGGCAUGCUACUAUCCCAGGGACCAUGCUCCUGGUCACGGCCCUUUUCAACUUCGUCCUAAGUAAGAAGGCCAAGGAGGACUCUCCCAAAGGGGAGAGCUACGACGACCAAGGGCCGAGCACGGUGUGUGUGACGGAGAGCGACGGCCCCGGCGGCGCCUUGUCUUUCUUCCAUGUGGUGACGGGCAGGAGGGGGGCGGAGCCGGCCCUCGCCACCCGAGAGGGCCGUCCGGGCUCGACCGAGGUGGGCGAGAGCUCCCGAGCCAUGCUGGAGCUGGAGCGCAACGCGCCGCCCGCAGAAAGACAGAGGGAGUGGCGGAGGUGGAGGGAGAGGAGACGGGCGUGUCUGAGAGGCGGAGGGAGUCCCGUGGAGAGGGAGAUGGAGGAGUUUGAGAGGUGCUGCGACCCGGAGCCGGACACCACCUCAGACACGGCGCCCAUGAUUGCUGACUGACUGUUGGCCCGGCAGCGAGAACCCUGAGAACGUCACAUGGGCUGUCUCAGACUGCACCACCGACACCGCUGUGGCCGUCCUGUCACCGCGUCUGCAAACAGCAUGACAUCACUACUGACCUGUCACAUGAUGGACAUCACUACCGACCUGUCACAUGAUGGACAUCGCUACCGACCUGUCACACGAUGGAUUCAGGCUGUUUCAGCCCAGCCCUCUCAGGCGGUAUCCAUCCCUGUCUGUUGUCAUUUCACACUGUUUUUUUCUUGUUGUUCUUUUGAAGAAUCAUUGUGUGAAUAAAUUAUUAUCGUUAUAAAUUAUGG
Molecule: messenger RNA, 1085 nt
Organism: Lampris incognitus (smalleye Pacific opah)
Lineage: Eukaryota; Metazoa; Chordata; Actinopteri; Lampriformes; Lampridae
Gene: tmem72
Product: transmembrane protein 72
Exons: 5
Coding region: 1-765 (254 amino acids)
Source: RefSeq, a predicted model, not a curated record